Messenger RNA from Cutaneotrichosporon cavernicola, 2763 nucleotides. RefSeq lists its product as uncharacterized. Gene Ontology annotation, cellular component: COPI vesicle coat; endoplasmic reticulum-Golgi intermediate compartment; Golgi membrane. Gene Ontology annotation, molecular function: structural molecule activity. The transcript has 4 exons. NCBI's taxonomy places the organism in Eukaryota, Fungi, Basidiomycota, Tremellomycetes, Trichosporonales, Trichosporonaceae. The coding region runs from base 1 to 2763 and encodes 920 amino acids. The record is from RefSeq and is a predicted model, not a curated record. Gene Ontology annotation, biological process: protein secretion; intracellular protein transport; intra-Golgi vesicle-mediated transport.
AUGUCCUCCUUUAAGAAGGAUGAUGAGGCAGGCGCCAUGUCCUUCUACCAUGAUAAGAGCACCGUCCUCCAGGAAGCCCGCGUCUUCAACGAGUCCCCCAUCUCCCCUCGCAAAUGUCGCGCCCUCCUCACACGCAUCGUUUACCUCCUUUACGUCGGCGAGACCUUCUCCACACACGAGGCCACCACCCUCUUCUUUGGCGUCACCAAGCUCUUCCAGCACAAGGAUGCCGCGUUACGACAGAUGGUCUAUCUCGUCAUCAAGGAGCUGUCGAGUAUCGCCGAGGACGUGAUCAUGGUCACGUCCUCAAUCAUGAAGGACAUGCAGCCCAACCUCGAGGUCGUCUACCGCCCCAACGCGAUCCGCGCAUUGGCGCGCAUCAUCGACGCGCAGACGGUGCAGUCGUUUGAGCGCUUCUUCAAGUCGGCGCUCGUUGACCGCUCGCCACCCGUGUCUUCGGCGUCCAUCACCUCGGCGUACCACCUCUUCCCCAUCGCCGGUGGCGUCAUCAAGCGGUGGAGCAACGAGGCGCAGGAGGCCGUCAACGCCAAGGCCGUAUCGUCGUCGUCGUACACACCCUCGAUGGCGGCCGCGUACAUUUCGGGCGGCGGUUCCAACGGGUACCAGAGUGUCUCGAGCUCGAGCUACAUCAUGCAGUACCACGCGCUCGGCCUGCUCUACCUCAUGCGCGAGAAGGACCGCAUGGCUGUCACCAAGAUGGUCCAGCAGUUUGGUGCCGGCAAGUCGGCGAGUAUCGUGCGGAACCCCAUGGCCAUCUGCAUGCUGGUCCGCUUUGCGCGCAAGAUCAUGGACGAGGACCCCAAUGUCCAGAAGCAGAUGCACGAGUACCUCGAGGGCCUGCUCCGCCACAAGUCGGACAUGGUCAACAUUGAGGCUGCGCGCGCCAUCUGCGAGAUGCGCAACGUCACCAGCGCCGAGCUGUACCGCCCGGUCGCCGUCCUCCAGCUCUUCCUCUCGUCGCCCAAGCCCGUGCUCAAGUUUGCUGCUGUCAAGACGCUCAGCAAGCUCGCCCAGACCCACCCAGACGCUGUCACCAGCUGCAACCUCGACCUUGAGAACCUCAUCUCGGACUCGAACCGCAGCAUUGCGACCUACGCCAUCACGACCCUGCUCAAGACGGGCAACGAGGCGAGCGUUGACCGCCUGAUGAAGCAGAUCUCGUCGUUCAUGACCGACAUCACCGAUGAGUUCAAGAUCAUUGUCGUUGACGCCAUCCGCUCCCUCUGCAUCAAGUUCCCCAGCAAGCAGGCCGUCAUGCUUACCUUCCUCUCAGGCGUACUGCGCGACGAGGGUGGUUACGACUUCAAGCUGGCUGUUGUCGAUGCCAUUUUUGACAUGAUCAAGUUCAUUCAGGACUCGCGUGAGGUUGCACUAGCGCAUCUGUGCGAGUUUAUCGAGGACUGCGAGUUCACCAAGCUCUCGGUCCGCAUCCUCUAUCUCCUUGGCAUCGAGGGUCCCAAGACACGCAACCCCACCAAGUACAUUCGUUACAUUUACAACCGCGUGGUGCUCGAAAACGCCGUCGUCCGUGCCGCUGCGGUCUCGUCGCUCGCCAAGUUUGGCGUGUCGACCAGCGACACGACCGUGCUGAAGAGCAUAGGCGUACUCCUCCGCCGUUGCCUCGACGACGUUGACGACGAGGUCCGCGACCGUGCGGCCAUGUACCUCAAAGUCAUCGAGGACAAGCAGCUUGCGGACGCCUAUGUGCGCGACGAGGCUGUGUGGUCGCUUAGCGCCCUCGAGAGCUCGCUCAUGUCGUACAUCAAAGACGACAGCAAACACGCGCAGGCGUUUGAUGUCGCGUCGGUCCCGAAGAUCAGCCGCGACCAGGCCGCAUCGGAGGUCUCACAGCGGCCAUCGGCGCUUGAGACUAUCGCCUCGAGCUCGGCUGCCCCCGCGGCGUCCUCGACCCCGCAGCCCACGGCGACUGAGACCGCGUCCAACUACGCCGAACAGCUUGCCAGUGUGCCCGAGUUUGGGAGCUACGGGCCUGUUCUCAAGUCGUCGGUCAAGCCCGUCGAGCUCACAGAGAGCGAGACCGAGUACGCUGUGGCGGCCGUCAAGCACAUCUUCAAGGAGCACAUUGUCUUCCAGUUCAACGUGUCGAACACCAUCCCAGACACGGUGCUCGAGCAGGUGUCGGUCAUCAUGGUGCCGGCCGAGGAGGAGACUGGCCUCACUGAGGACUUCAUUAUCCCCGUGCCGUCCCUCACGACGUCGUCAGGUGCUGGCCAGGUGUACGUCUCGUUUACGCGCGACGACCCGGCCGAGUACCAGACGGCGACGUUCAGCUGCACGCUCCAGUUUGUGUCCAAGGAGGUCGACCCGUCGAGCGGCGAGCCCGAAGAGGAGGGUUACGACGAUGAGUACCAGGUCGAGGACCUGGAACUGGGUGCGGGUGACUACAUUGUGCCGACGUACGUGACCUUUGCGAGCGAGUGGGACAAGCUCGCCACUGGGCCGAGCGUCACCGAGACGUUUGCACUGUCGGGCUCCGAGUCCCUGCGCGACGCCGUCAAGAGCCUCAUCGAGGUGCUUAACAUGGAGGCGCUGGGCGGCACCGAGGCACCGACGUCAACAUCGGUGCAUACACUCAACAUGAGUGGCAUGGUCGCAGGCGGCGGCGGCAAGGUGCUCACGCGCUGCCGCAUGACGUUCGCGGCAGGCCAGGGCGUCACCCUCGAGCUGGCGGUACGUGCGGAGAAGGAGGAGGCCACGCGUCUGGUCAUGGCAGCGAUUUAG